Molecule: messenger RNA, 2674 nt
Organism: Anopheles merus
Lineage: Eukaryota; Metazoa; Arthropoda; Insecta; Diptera; Culicidae
Product: receptor-like protein Cf-9
Exons: 2
Coding region: 1175-2557 (460 amino acids)
Molecular function (GO): protein binding
Source: RefSeq, a predicted model, not a curated record
UGAGAUUGCGCAUCGUGUAUUAAUACGGUGACAUGAGGUACGCUACAAAUGUAUUUUAGCUAUUUAGCAAGCUAUUGAACGUUGCUUUAAAUUGUUUUAAUUAUUUGUUUGGAAAAUAUUUACACAAUGUCAACUAAUUGAGGAAAUGGGUAAAAUAUAUGUGGGAAUGUUCGCUUACGUGUGUGCGCGCGUACAAACACAGCAAUGUUAGCUAGGAGCUAAGGUUGUGAUUGCAAGCUUUCUUUUGUAGUGUAACUAUUUCGCACUAUAGAUUCAAUAGGAGUCAUUUGGAUUCGAUAGGCGUAAUCUGCAUUUAAUCGUAGCCAAUUGAAUCUGUAUUCGUUCGUAGCAGCAGGAUUCGAAGCCAUAUUUAUUUCCUGAGUCGGAUCCGGAUUAAGAAUGUCCGAGUCGGAAUGGAUUUCGGAGCUCCCAUCACUAGUUCCUUCCCAAUGGCUGCAUCCUAUGCGGGUAAUUCGGGAACACAUACAGAGAUAAAUUGAAGAAGAAUUUCGGAGAAACAUUCAACAUGAAUGUAUAUUCUGGAAAGGAAAUGGGCGUGGGAUUUGCGAGACGAUCAUUCAAUAUAUUGGCUGGUAUUGGUUGAAUCCGUUCGUAGCGGCGGGGUACGUCCCGACACUCAUUUUUCUGACGUACUAGAUGGUUGCUACAGUACUUUACCGCGGCGUUGUAGGACCGGGUAUACGAAAUGUGUUGCCAUCCCUAGGAUUCCGUGUGAGCGCCGUACGUUCCCGCUACGAACGGAUUCAAUGAUACCAGCCAUUAGAUAGAUAUUAGAAGGUAACGGUGAUUUAGAGUCAUGCGUUGAAGAAGGUAUAGCAAAACCUGUGCGCUUUCCUUGUUAGUAUCUAUAAUAACUUCAAAUCACACACGUGUUCGUGGUGUGGCAAGGUACAAUUUGCCCCAAUAGGCGAUCACGCAUUGAACGAUUACGCGGUUACACAUGUGCUAAUAAACCCCGUGUCCAUCACACACGGGGUUGGGAUGUUAGAAAGCAUUUUUGAGUCUAGUUUCGAUAACUAUUAACACACGCCAAUGUACGUACCACUCGCUGCUACUACUACUACUUCUACUAAUGUGAAUGAGAUAAUUUAAUGUACAUUUACAUCAAAUGAUGGGGGGAAAAACGAUCAAAAACCAUGCGUCCAGCCACUGAAUGGCACAAUCCGUGUGCAAAACGUUUGCGUUCACAGCGAUGGGACGCUAUUCCUCCGUGCUGUUGCUGACACUGGCAGUAAUUGGCUUACCAUGCCUUCCCCUAUCGCUCGCCGUUGCCACCUGUACACCGGGCAUGGCGAUGACCUGUAUGCUGCCCAAGCUCAACAUGCUAACGGACGGCUACACCACACUUCGCAACAUUCCACCCGCCACGUACUACAGUGUGCGGGUCGAGAUGCUGCACCUACCGAUCAGUCCCUCGGGCGCCUUCCUAACCCGCAUGUCCGAGUUCUUCAGCAAGCUGGAGCUGUACGUAUACCACGAUCCGGUGUUUCAAAUCCCACCCGGGACGUACCUCUCCAGCAUUCAGGUGCUGGAAGCCCCAUCCAUGAAGCAGCUGCUGGUCGGUGCCGGUGAUAACAACGUUACCGAGCUCAUUAUCUACACCUGCGGACUGGAGCGCAUCCCUCAGACGAUCGGCAAUUUGCCGCUGCUGGAAGACCUUACCUUCACGGAGUGUGCACUGCGCAACUUCUCGCUCGGUGCGUUCGGCCAGAACCGGCGCUUGCGGGUGCUCGAUCUGAGCCGCAAUCAAAUCGAGACAAUCAUACCCACGGCCCGCGAAAUGCCACAGGCGAUCGAGUAUCUGUACCUAUCCUCGAAUCGGCUGGAAAACCUCGACAUGGCCGCAUUUAUCGGGCUGCCCAGCCUAUCGAUGAUUGAUCUGCGGAACAACAACCUCGCGAAGAUAGCGUCCGAGCAAACGGUCACCUGGUCCACGAUGGAGAUGCUGGACGUGAGCUACAACCGUUUGCGCACGAUCGAUCUGCAGUGGCUGUCGGCGCCGAACCUGAAGCGGCUAAUCUUGAGCAACAAUCUGUUCGAGAAGCUACCGGAACGGUUACGGCGCUUCCCCAAGCUGCAGCUGCUCGGCAUGGGCGAUAACAGGCUGGCGGGCGUGAUCGAUCUUGCCCCGCUGAACGGGCUGCCCGAGCUGAACUCGGUCGAUCUGUCCAACAACCCGACGGUGAAGGUUCUGCGCAGCUCACGCCCCAUCCGUCUGCCCGUGCUGGACUCGCUGUACGCGGAGUACUGUUCGCUGAAUCGGUUCAACACGUCCGGCAUUGAUCUGCCGGUGGUCAGCUUCAUCAGCUUGGCGCACAACAACUUCACCGCGGUGGCGCCGUUGGGACAAGCAUUCCCCUCCAUACAGUCGUUCAGCUUCUACGACAAUCCGAUACCGUGCAGUGUGUUGAAGGCGCGCGCGGAGCUGAUACUGUCGGGGAAGUUGAUCAUGGGUAUACCGCCCCUGUCGGCGAGCGAGUGUGCGAGUGGUUCGAUCCAGAUCUCCCCGUCGCUGCUGCUGUGCUGUAAGGCUUAAGGCUGGGUGACUUCUUUAACGAGAAUAAAAAAAAAUGGCUUCCUCAAAAGGGUAUCGUGGGGCGAAGAUCGUCUUUAUUCUACGCAGCAAAUGACACGCCCCGAUGGGAGCUUGUGC